This is a messenger RNA of Rhodamnia argentea, 1351 nucleotides long. Its product is annotated as calcium uniporter protein 3, mitochondrial. Gene Ontology annotation, cellular component: mitochondrial inner membrane; uniplex complex. Bases 113 to 1132 code for a protein of 339 amino acids. Gene Ontology annotation, biological process: mitochondrial calcium ion homeostasis; calcium import into the mitochondrion. Gene Ontology annotation, molecular function: uniporter activity; calcium channel activity. The transcript is spliced from 2 exons. Lineage: Eukaryota; Viridiplantae; Streptophyta; Magnoliopsida; Myrtales; Myrtaceae. The record is from RefSeq and is a predicted model, not a curated record.
UUUUCUACAGCUCCACAAAAGCAAGAAAGAAAAGAGACCACCGAGACUCUCCCAAACAUCCUCGAGAACCCUCUCGUCGUCUCUCCUUCUUUUUGUCCGAAUUGAUUCGACAAUGUCGAUGAAAAAAUCGCUGGCUCAGCGCCUCCUCAGCAUGUCCCGAACCAUCUCCUCCUCCCAAGCCCUGGCCAGCUCCCGCUCCGCCCCCGCCGCCCCCGCCCGUCGCCGGGGCGGGCUCGCCAUCGACCCCGAUCCCGGAGAUGGCGGCGUCUUCCGGCGGUUCCUCCACCGGAAGGCCGCCCUCUCGCUGGAGGUCCGGACGCACCCGAUGGGCGAGGGCCUGAUGGAGAGGCUCCGGGCCCUCGACAUUGCGAGGGGCGGGAUCCGGAUCCCGGUGCCGAUCCCCUCACCGUCGCCGCCACCGGCGAGGGAGUCUCUGGGGGACGGGCUGCCUCCAGAGCUGACGGUGGAGGACGCGAGGAAGCUGAUGAAGGUGGCGCAGGUGGAGAUGGUGAAGUCGCGGCUGAGGGAGGUGGGGGAGACGUGGGUUUCGUACCCGGAGCUGGUCCGAAUCUGCGGCGAGGCGUGUGCGGAUCCGGACGAGGGGCUCCGCUUAGCGAGGACGCUCGACGAGACCGGCAACGUCGUCGUGUUGGGCAAAAUGGUGCUUCUCAGGCCCGAGCUGGUAAGAAAAGCCAUCGAGGGGCUAAUGCAGCCGCCGCUGCCGACGCCACGGUGCGAGGAGCUGGAGGAGCUGGAGAAGCAGAAGGCCGAGAUAGACCGGGAGGCCAAGUCCCUUGCACGCCGGGAGCUCUGGCUGGGCCUCGGCUACCUCGUGGUCCAGACGGCCGGGUUCAUGCGGCUCACCUUUUGGGAGCUCACCUGGGACGUGAUGGAGCCCAUUUGCUUCUACCUCACCUCCGGCUACUUCAUGCUUGGCUACGCCUUCUUCCUCAGGACGUCCCGGGAGCCCUCCUUCGAAGGGUUCUUCCAGAGCCGGUUUGCGGCCAAGCAGGAGAAGCUGAUGCGGGCUCGCGGUUUUGAUGCUCGAAGGUACGACGAGCUGUUGAAAGCCUAUCGUACGAGCUCGCCGUCGCCCCCGCCGCCCGCCUCCUCGGCGUUCGGUGGAUCGUGAGGGCGGGCGGGUUCGAUUCUUGACGCAAUUUGAUACCGAGAGAAGAGAAUAUGUGCAAAGCAUACAAUUUUGUUUGGCCUGUCCGGAUUGGUAGUUGGUAAGCGAGCGAGAGCGGAGGAUACUUGUUUUUGUAAAGUGACGAUGGUGUACUUGUACUAUCAUUAAUAGAGGUAGUGAAACCCAAAAAUCUUUCAUAAACCCUUUUCCUAAAUAGGGUCU